UAUGCGGCUGACCGAACUCAUGAAACACUAUGCAUGAGGCGACCGGUACUCUGGAUUCUUAUGAUCCUUCAUUUUGAGUGUCCCCUCCUUCAGAGUGUGAGGUGGACGGGCUCCCCAGUGGUUACGGAUCCAGGGACUCCAUCCUCAGGCCCGGUGCAAAGAGGGACUGGAAGAGACGAAAGCGUGGGCAUCUUAGGCGUAUUGACAGCUGCAGCAGCUGGGAUCCAGGCACCGCCACCACCAGCCCCGAGGCUGGAAUAGAGAAACAGCAGCCUUCGUUUGGACUGGGAGGAGGUGUAGCCAUGCGCUGCUCCACCCUGCUCGGCAUCCUCACGGGGGUGCUUCUCUACUUGGUACUGGGAGCUGUGGUGUUCCGUGCCUUGGAGACUCCGCGAGAGGAGGGCAAGCACAUACAGCUGCAGGACACGCGUCGGUUCUUCCUGAUGAACUUCACCUGCAUGGGCCCAGAGGACCUACAGACCCUUAUAGAGGAAGUGGUGGAUGCCGUCGGUGCAGGUGUGGAUCCCAGCAGCAACGACACCUUUGUCAGCCAGUGGGAUCUGGCCAGUGCUUUUUUCUUCUCAGGGACAGUCAUCACAACCAUCGGUUUUGGAAACAUCUCCCCCAAGACAGAAGGAGGGCAGCUCUUCUGCAUUUUCUACGCCCUGGUGGGAAUCCCGAUGUUUGGUAUCCUGCUCGCUGGAGUUGGAGACCAUCUUGGUACUGGGCUGAGGAAAACUGUUGCCAAAAUAGAGACUCUCUUCCUGAAAUGGCGAAUUAGUCCAACCAUUGUGCGAGUGAUCUCAGCCGUCCUGUCCAUCCUGCUGGGUUGCGUGCUCUUUGUUGCAGUGCCUAUCUUCGUUUUCCAAGAGGUGGAGAAGUGGACUCUUCUGGAGUCGGCCUACUUUGUAGUGAUCACCCUGACAACAGUGGGGUUUGGAGACUAUGUUGCAGGGGAUUCUGGAAACGGGGGGAGUGACCACUGGUAUAAGCCUUUGGUGUGGUUCUGGAUCUUGCUGGGUCUUGCCUACUUUGCAUCUAUCCUGACGAUGAUUGGUAACUGGCUCCGGGUUCUAUCUAAGAAGACCAGAGCUGAGAUGGAGGAACUUCGAGCCCACGCCACUGACUGGACUCAAAACAUCCAGAACAUGUCGGUAGAUUUUCGCAUUCCAGGAAAAAUUGAUGACCCCUUUAAACGGCGCCGGAGAAAGCACCGCCACAACUCUCGCAGCCAUGGUCACAGUGUGUCAGCUAACGGGGCCCCUGAGGGGAAAGAAGAGCAGGGUGAGGGUCAGACAGAGUCUGGAUCUUCCUCCUCCUCCUCCUCCUCCACCUCUAAUGAAUCAGGGUCUGGAUCAGAAACAGACUCUCAGGUCACUCAGACAGAGCGAGUGCCUGAAGAGAAAACCAUAGAACCUGAAAAGGAGGAGACUCUUCCAGACCCCCACCUGUCUCAGCCUCUGGACUACUUUGGGGAGAACCUUGCCUUUAUUGAUGAGUCCUCAGAUGCCCAAAGUGGUAAACUACAUUUGGAUCCUCUGCUGGAUCCAUCGCAACCCAACAGUGAACGCCCUCGUCUGCCCAAGAGGAGACGCCAAAGAAGACCUGUUCCGCAGAGAAGCCCCAAAGUCAAUGGCUCCAACCGCGUCAGGACAGCGCCCAACGGAAGCCCCAAACCAGUUCCAAGUCUGCCAGUGAAGCCUUAAGAUUGAAGCUGAUUACAGGAACUCCGCUGCUCGCACAAGUAUCGACUUGACAGAUCUGAGAAGUGUUCAUAAUCUGACAGAGGAGUUCUCAGCGUAGCAAUUUAUUUGUGUAUAUGUCCUGCUUACUUGCAGACACUUAAGAUAAAAACAUGUUGCAGAAGCCUUCGCCACUUGUGGUUUGCAGUUAAUGCUCUUAGCAUGCAAGUGUGUAUGCCUCAAUCAGAAAUGAUGAAGUGAUUUUUAUGCCAAUGCUCCCAUUACUUUCUGAGGAGUUGCUGCUCUCUGCUGGGCCAAGACAGAAAUGCACUACCACUCUCUCAACAUGAGGGUUCCCGCCUUUUACUAAUCCCAAAAAAAACAAACAAGAAAGAGUCAGGAGGUUGCUGCUGCAGCGUGGGGCUCGUGUUGAAGAAGGGUUGCUUUGGUCUGAGACAGUUGCUCUUGAAUCCUGCCAACAAUUAAACGGGUACUAAACAGGCUCUUGUACAUUUUUGGUAUGUAACAAAACUUUUUUUAAACACUGUGUACAACCAUUAUAUUUGC
Molecule: messenger RNA, 2249 nt
Organism: Epinephelus fuscoguttatus (brown-marbled grouper)
Lineage: Eukaryota; Metazoa; Chordata; Actinopteri; Perciformes; Serranidae
Gene: kcnk4b
Product: potassium channel subfamily K member 4
Exons: 8
Coding region: 303-1706 (467 amino acids)
Biological process (GO): potassium ion transmembrane transport; stabilization of membrane potential
Cellular component (GO): membrane
Molecular function (GO): potassium ion leak channel activity
Source: RefSeq, a predicted model, not a curated record